AUGCGGAAGGUAUCGCAUGGCCUCAAUGAAGGCUAUCCUUCGGGCCUUUCUUGCCUUUGAUCCCACUCUCUCUUGAACAGGCGGUUCACUCUAAUCAUAAGACUGCAAUUCGGAUCAUGGCCGAAGUUCCGGUCAAGAGCAGUCUUCCAAGAAAGAGCGCUUUCUCCUGCGAGGCUUGUCGCAAACGCAAGGUGAAAUGUAACGGAGCGAGUCCUUCCUGUUCGCGAUGCGCUGCUCGCGGAGAAGUCUGCGUUUACAGCUUAGCUCCAACCUUAUCGUAUACCAAGACGCUGGAGGCGCGGGUCGCUCAGCUCGAAGAUGCGCUCGCGAAACUACAAGGUCCGCAGUCUCAGUACGGCGAGAAAGCCAAGGAUAGCCCUCAAGGCUCGACAGGAGAAUACUGCAGUAGUCCCGGUCAGCAAUCCGAGCACGACGAGCGCGGGAGUCAACAGGAUCUGUCAGGAGACUUUGAAGGGCUGAAAGUUGAGGAUGAUGGCCGGAUAUCCUUCCAUGGUCCAACAAGUCUUUUCCAAUUGCCCAGCGGUGUGGUCAACGAAACCUCAGCGACUACUCACCUUGCACUCGAGUUGGAAGCGCGGAAAGAAAGAUUAAUUAAUAAUGCCUGGCGUGAACGAGCAUUUGAGCAGCUGGCUGCGAUUCCGGAACCAUUCCAAUAUCUUCUCGAUUCCCACUGGUGCUGGAUUCAGCCUCUUUUCAAUUUCGUCUAUCGACCCGCCUUCACCCGUGACAUGAAGAUUAAUGGCCCCUACUACUCCGAUAUACUAUUGAACGCCAUACUGUCCCAUUCCGUACGAUGGUGCAAACUGGAACCCAAGAUCGGUCCGCUAUUAGCAGCCUUCGACGGAGGAGCUGAGUUCUUUCAUCGUUCCGUCACCGGUCUUUAUGACACUCUGAAAUCGGGCUAUGUGAAGAUACCUACUAUCCAGACCCUCUUGCUUCUGAGCGCACAAGAAUGCGGCCGAGGCAACAGAACACAGGCAUGGCUGUAUAGCGGCAUGGCGUUUAGACUGGUCGACGACUUGGGAAUCUCGAUAGACAGCCAAAAGUAUUCAGGCUCAGCUCAUUUCAGUGACGAGGAUAUCGAGAUCCGGAACCGGCUUUUCUGGAGUUGCUAUUUCUGGGAUAAGCUUGUCUCAUUAUACUUUGGACGGUCCCCAGUGAUGCAAUACUCGCGUGUCAGCCCACCCAGAAUGAUAUUGGACGAUACGUCUGAGAUUGAAGUAUGGACUCCGCACGGAGUUGUCUUCCCUGAAGGAAUGCAGUACCCGCCAGCACAAGCUCACUCAACCUCAUGCUUUAUGAGGAUGUGUGGACUCGCUGAAAUCCUGAAUCAAAUAAUAAUACAUAUUUAUGACCCUGUCCGAAAGAGUACAGAAACUGAAUUCUAUGCUUGUGUUCAACAGCAGGGGAAGAACCUUAAAGAGUGGUGGGAGGAGCUUCCAGACUUUCUGAAACUGGUGGCCACCGACCUUCCGCUUUACUGCCCACCCAGUCAUAUUGUCACUCUAAACUGCCUAUAUCAUACGAUUAAUAUCCUCCUCCAUCGCCCGAUCCUUUGUUCAGGGCCGCUGGCCAUGAAACACGAAGCUGCCGAUAUGGACCAUCUAGUUCAGUGCAUGUCAUCCGCGACUACCAUCCUUUCUCUCUUCGAUCUUUACCGUCGGACUUUCGGUGACGGCCACGUUGUUCUUUCUCUUGCGUACAGCGUCUACACAGCAGCCUCGAUAUUCUUGCUAGAGAUACAGGCACUGAAACUCGCUGCGCCCGGCACUCUCGAUAAACUCAAGUACUGUAUCAUAGCUCUAGAGCGCGUGAAGGUUUCAAAUCCUGUUAUCACUACGGCGAUUGGCUUGAUCUAUCAGGAGCUGCAAAAGCUGCAGAUCGAUAUCCACGUCACAGUGCCAAUGCCGCAGUCAGAAACGCAACGCCGAACCACCUCUCCUGGUCAUCUCCAGGGACAACAUUCAGGACAUGCCAGUCGCCAGGUAUCUCCCUCUCAAGCCGCAGUUGGCCCUCUUCCGCCGAUUUCUCCACCUCAGAUCUCUCCGGACCCUACGACCAUGAUGCCAGGGUACUCAUUCCAGCAACCUCUGGCAGACCCUGAACUGUCCCAAACAACAGUACCAUCCAUAGAGACAUUCAACCCAAUGACCACUCACCACGUCGGGGGUUUCCCGGGUGCUGCUAUCAACACAGACGGCGCAGGCACAUACGGGAUUACUCCAGAGGUCUUUGAGGCCUUUUCCUACGUAGAGCCAAUUGCAACCAACAUGACACCCGCAUACGAUUCUGGCUGGGGUAUGGGAGGGCAGCCAUGAAAUUAUUCUUUUCACUCUUUCUAUUUUGAUCGUUUACCAUGAUUCCCCCAAAUGUUUGUCCAUCAAUCAUAAAAAAAGUAUAUGGCGAUGUGAGCGACGUGCUUACUUUUUCUGCUUGUUUCUACUAGCGCUGACUCUGAUACUGUACUGCACUCGUUUAUCAUUUGACAAGAUGUUUAUAUAGGCAGAAAUUCCGCAAGCGCUGCAAGAUCUGC
Molecule: messenger RNA, 2554 nt
Organism: Paecilomyces variotii
Lineage: Eukaryota; Fungi; Ascomycota; Eurotiomycetes; Eurotiales; Thermoascaceae
Product: putative C6 transcription factor
Exons: 8
Coding region: 117-2339 (740 amino acids)
Biological process (GO): DNA-templated transcription; regulation of DNA-templated transcription
Molecular function (GO): DNA binding; DNA-binding transcription factor activity, RNA polymerase II-specific; zinc ion binding
Source: RefSeq, a predicted model, not a curated record